This is a messenger RNA of Gracilinanus agilis (Agile Gracile Mouse Opossum), 990 nucleotides long. RefSeq names its product opticin (gene OPTC). The record is from RefSeq and is a predicted model, not a curated record. The coding region runs from base 1 to 990 and encodes 329 amino acids. NCBI's taxonomy places the organism in Eukaryota, Metazoa, Chordata, Mammalia, Didelphimorphia, Didelphidae. The transcript has 6 exons. Gene Ontology annotation, molecular function: protein binding.
AUGAGGAUCUCUACCGUUUUGGGGCUGAUAGCCCUAGUAAUACAGGAGACAGAGGCUAUGCCACCCAGAAUAGAAGGAGGGAGAAAGCAAGAGCAACCACAAGAUGAAGGAACAUCCUAUGAUAAUCUAGAACUGGGGAGCUAUGACCCAAAUCUGGAUAAUUAUGACCUGAGCAACUAUGAAGAAAGAGCUAUAAAGAAUGACUAUGGAGACCCGACCCCAAAGUCUAAAGUGGACACCUUGAUCCCCUCUACCAUGAGUGUCUCCACCAAAAGAGUGAUGGCCACCAUGGCCCCAAGAACAUGGACUUCAGCCACCAAGCCUUCCAUAACUGAUCUGCUUAACUUGCUGACUGCUAUGGGAUUGCCCACCUGCUUGGUCUGCGUGUGCCUUGGUACCUCUGUGUACUGUGAUGAUGCUGACCUGGAGCGUAUCCCUCCUCUGCCUCAAGAGACAACUUAUUUCUAUGCCCGCUUUAAUCAUAUCAGCCGUAUCCAGUCAGAAGAUUUCAAAGGGCUAAGAAAAUUAAAGCGUAUUGACCUCACCAGCAACUCCAUCUCCACCAUUGAAGAUGAUGCUCUCCAGCUGCUACCUGCCUUACAGGAACUGAUCAUGCCUGAGAACAAGCUGAUAUUUCUGCCCAAGCUCCCUGGCAGUCUCGUGAGACUGGAUGCCCAGUUCAAUAACCUUCGAGGCUCAGGGAUCCUACCAGACAGCUUUAAAGAACUGAAGAAGUUGGAGUUUCUCUACCUAUCAGACAAUGAGAUGGACUACAUCCCUGUGCCCCUACCCUCAAGCCUUCGUUCUCUGCACUUGCAGAACAAUCACAUCCAGAAGAUUCAGGAAGGCACCUUCUGUGAUGCAGAGGACCACAAGUAUGUCCGAAGGGUCCUAGAAGACAUCCGCCUAGAUGGCAAUCCCAUCAACCUAAGCCUCACUCCUAAUGCCUAUUUCUGCCUGCCCCGACUCCCCAUAGGCAGCUACAUUUAA